UUUCCUCAGCGUCAGCUAUUUUCGUUACACCGGUCACUCUUCUGUAUGCCACCCGCCCGGAGCAAUGGCCUGUGAAUGUUUUGCGCUUUAGCUACAAACAGCAAACUCGAGCCGAGUGCAACAACGGACAACACUAGCUACUAUACACACACAGUAAGAUGGUGCUGGAACGCCAAAGCCUUUCCUCAGGCAAACUUAAACCUCGUAUGUCCAAUAAGGAACGCUUUCACUGCGUCAAUCCAGAGAUCAACCUCUCAUUGUACCCAGCAUUAAUAGACUGGCUUCCAUGCAAUCAUGAAUAUCAUGUCUGUGACUACACGACCAUAAGGCAGACUCAGGACCAUGUAGAUUUUUCUGCCACCCUGAGAAUGUCUAUAUCUACUGUUGAAGAAGUGCAGCAAUGGGUGAAGGACUCGACCAUCACCUGGAGGAUUGAUCGAACCAGACCACCUAAGGGACAGAGAGUUAUUUUUAAGGUGGACUACAGAUGCCAUCACAACACAAAACCAAGGAACACCAUGGAACCAUCUGGGAGACGGACCAAAAACACAAACUGUCCUGCAAAGAUGAGCAUAACUCUCCAUCGCCCACAGGGAAGCAAUGGAAGGCAGUGUCGGAGCACAGAUCCUCACAUGCCAGCUUUCCCGACACUUGUGCACAUCACCAAUGAGCACAACCAUAACUUGCACGUACCAGAUGCAUUGAGGUACAAGGAUGUUGGACCUGAAGCCAUACAAAAGCUAAAGAAGCUUUUUGAAGCUGGUCAUUCACCAUCUACAGCCCUGGACGUUUUAAAAUACGACCUCCAGCUUGAACUCGGGGAGGAUUUUGCAUAUGCAUCAGCAGACCGAUCCAUUUGUCCUGACAUUCAGUUCUGUUACAGACUGUACCACCAAGUUACUAAGUCUCUCAGAGAAUCCAGUCCAUCCUGCUCAAUUCUUCCCACCCAAGACACAACGACAACUUGGGUAACGGCUGAUCCGAUGGGGCAGACAUGCAUCAUGGAACAUGAGAUUGUCACCACAGAAGUUUCAGAGGAGGACAAUCCCACAGACAAGCUGAAGUCAUGCUUAUCUGAUCUGUGUGACAUCAUUGAGAAACAGCCAGGCGUGUGGUCUGCAACACAGGACUUUAUUAAUGGAAUUGAACGGGUCCAGCACAACCCUAUCAAGCUAGCAUCAGCCAUGCAUGCCUUUGGUCGCUACAGCUGUCUCCUAAUGAAGAAAAGGGCUAAAACGAUGCGGAGGGGUUCUCAGUGUGCUGGACUCUUAGUUACUGCCCAGUCCACACCAGUGGCUAGGAGGAGGUCCACGCUUGGCGGGAGACGACGGCUAACAGUGGGCAGACAAAGCAAGACGACCUCAGGGCCAGAUCAUGAGUACAGCCAGCCAGAAAAAAGACAGAGAUGCUCUGCGUCUCAUGUCUUUUCACACAGCAUGGCAAAAACCAAAUAACUAUAGAGCUUUAAUCAAUUAGUUUUAGUAUAGCAGUUGUGGCCCAUCACCUCUUUGCUUGAAAGGAGAUAGACAUGAGCUUCAGUGCGUUUUGUUAUGGAUGCGUUUUGUUUAAUGUAUACAAUUUUUUUUACAAAUAUCUAAAAUGGGCUUGCUGUCUGAUUUCAUAAAAAGAAAAAAAAACAACCAACCUUAUCCCUCACCAUGGCUUUACUUAGGCCCACAAUAUUUCUAAAUCUGCACUUAUUUUUGUAUAUCAUAAUUCUUUGAGAUGUAACAAAAUGGCACAACACUCAUUGUCUGCUCUAACAGCAAACUUUACAUUUGAAUUACAUGAUAAUUACUUGAUGACACCUGUAUAUAUAAAUAAAAAUAAUUUGACUUUGCUCUCCUAAAAAAAGGUAUUCCAUCGUUACAGGCGACCACUGUUUCUAUGAAAUUAGCGCUAGUUCAUGCUUUUUAAUUUGCAUUCUACAAUGACGAUACUCCACAAGUUUUACCUUUUCUUCUAGUGAGACAGAUGGACACCUGCACUGAUGUUGACUUUUGUAGAAAGAUUAAUGAAACCUGGAAUGUUGAUGCAAGUGUGAGCACAUGAGGUGACUAAUGUAUGCUGUGAAUGGAUUCUAAAAACGGAUGAAGUUCUACAACAAACGGAUUUUUGUUUAACAUGUCUAUGCUCAUAAAACUGAGUUAGUGUGAACAAAUGAGUCUGUGUUUGGAAGUGUGUGCUCUGCAAUGACUGAGUAAGUGCAUUAUGAAAAUGCUGUUGUGGGAAAAAUACCUUACAGGUUUUGUUAAAUGAGAAUAAAAAAAGUUCUUUUGUUUGUGA
Molecule: messenger RNA, 2286 nt
Organism: Silurus meridionalis
Lineage: Eukaryota; Metazoa; Chordata; Actinopteri; Siluriformes; Siluridae
Exons: 7
Coding region: 159-1454 (431 amino acids)
Source: RefSeq, a predicted model, not a curated record